This is a messenger RNA of Gymnodraco acuticeps, 1380 nucleotides long. RefSeq names its product methylenetetrahydrofolate dehydrogenase (NADP+ dependent) 2 like (gene mthfd2l). Gene Ontology annotation, cellular component: mitochondrion. Lineage: Eukaryota; Metazoa; Chordata; Actinopteri; Perciformes; Bathydraconidae. The transcript is spliced from 8 exons. The record is from RefSeq and is a predicted model, not a curated record. Gene Ontology annotation, molecular function: methenyltetrahydrofolate cyclohydrolase activity; methylenetetrahydrofolate dehydrogenase (NAD+) activity; methylenetetrahydrofolate dehydrogenase (NADP+) activity. The coding region runs from base 1 to 1047 and encodes 348 amino acids. Gene Ontology annotation, biological process: tetrahydrofolate interconversion.
AUGGCGGCCUCUGUUUCACCGCUACGCUCCUCCUUCAGGAUUUGUAGCCCGUUAACGUUACAACAUAACUGCUGCAGGGCCAAACUGCGGAUGCACAGAAAAUGUGAGAGUCAAAGGAGACAUCUUCAGCACUCUGCAACGAGGCAUGCUGCUGUGGUGAUUUCGGGGACGGAGUUGGCCCGUCAGCUCCACAGAGAAAUCCAGCGUGAUGUGGAAGAGCUGGUCGCUCAGGGCAACAUGAGACCCCAUCUAGGAGUGGUGUUGGUGGGAGACGACCCCGCCAGUCGUACAUAUGUUAAGAACAAGACCCGGGCAGCCAGUAUCCUGGGUAUUUCCAGUGACACCGUGGUGCGGCCCAGCUCGGUGUCCCAGGAGGAGUUGCUGGAGCUGAUUGACAAGAUGAACCGGGACUGGAGGGUCAGCGGCCUGUUGGUGCAGCUGCCACUUCCCGAGCACAUCAAUGAGCGAGCAGUUUGUAAUGCCAUCGCUCCAGAGAAGGAUGUGGAUGGAUUCCAUAUUGUGAAUAUUGGUAAGCUGUGUCUGGACCAGAGAUCCAUGGUGCCUGCAACACCUGCAGCCGUGUGGGAGAUUAUCAAAAGAGCAGGUAUUGAGACAGUGGGGAAGAAUGUGCUGGUUGCGGGUCGCUCCAAAAAUGUUGGAAUGCCUAUCGCAAUGCUGCUGCACACUGAUCGCAAGCAUGAACGCCCCGGGGGUGAUGCCACGGUUACCAUCGCCCACAGAUGUACACCCAGGGAGCAGCUGAAGGAGCUCACCUGCCUGGCUGACAUCAUAAUAGCAGCUGCAGGUGUUCCCAGGCUGAUCACAGCAGAUAUGGUGAAAGAGGGCGCAGCUGUCAUUGACGUGGGCAUAAACCGCGUUCUGGACCCAAAAACGGGGAAACUCCGGCUCGUUGGUGACGUGGACUUUGAGGGAGUGAAGGAGAAGGCAGCCUUCAUCACACCUGUUCCCGGAGGCGUGGGUCCGAUGACCGUCGCCAUGCUGAUGAAGAACACUGUGACCGCUGCCAGAAACGCACUGAUGCAUUAAACACACACACUUGUUUUAUUGAAUGAUCUGUAGUACAAACAGUGUACAACUAUACUCACAUACAUUGAUUCAUUUAGGUUUACACACACGUUACCAUCAAACACACUUUUAUUUAAAUACAUAAACUAAAGACUCCAUACCUGCUGGGAAACUUACUUGAUAUGUACUUACUAUAUGUUGGAUUUGUUCAUUUAUUUGGGUUAUUUAUUUCAGUGUUCACUUUUUAAGAUUUAAGAUUAAUAUUUUUUCUACUGAAGUUGUUUUGGUUCAUUUUUGAACAUUCCAGAUUCCCUGGAAAAGGAAUAUUAAAUGAAAAACAAUGCAGUGCCAGUA